ACGGCCCAAACAGUUGAUCUACAAAAGCUGCGGCAUCAACAACGCAAAAAGUGAAACCGAAUUAAAACAGCCAACUCUGAACGGAUUCGGGGCCAAUCCGCGGACUUAAUCACCCCCAAAAGGUCAUCACAACAGUAGCCACAGUAGCAUGUGGCUGACCUUGAUCACGGGAGCUCUGAUCUUGCUCCUCACCUGGGACUUUGGACGCAAGCGGCAACGAGUCCUCGCCUUCGAGAAGUCCAAGAUCCCAGGACCCAUUUCCAUUCCGAUCCUGGGCUGUGGUGUCCAGGCUCUGCACUUGGGAGCGGAGAACAUUAUCGGAUGGGUGGGGGAAAAGUUCGACAAAUAUGGCAAGACCUUUCGUUUUUGGAUCUUGGGCGAGUCGCUGAUCUACACGAAGGACCUGCAGUACUUUGAGACCAUCUUGAGUAGCACCACUCUCCUGGAAAAGGGUCAACUCUACGAGUAUCUGCGACCCUUCCUAAACGACGGGCUUCUCGUUAGCACGGGUCGAAAAUGGCACGCCAGAAGGAAGAUUUUCACCCACGCAUUCCACUUCAAGGUCCUUGAACACUAUGUGGAGAUCAUGGAUCGACAUAGUGGCGUUAUGGCGGAUAAUCUGAGGAAGGUGGCCGAUGGCAAGACAGCGGUGGAUAUGCUCAAGUAUGUGUCGCUGGCAGCUCUUGACGUGAUAACAGAGGCUGCCAUGGGUGUACAGGUGAAUGCCCAGAACGACCCCGAUUUUCCCUACAUCAAGGCGCUGAAGAGUGUGGUCUAUAUCCAACCGGAUCGCAUGUUCAGGUUCUCGAGGCGCUACAACUGGCUGUUCCCGCUGGCGGCACCUUUGCUGCACCGCCAACUGUUGAGCGAUAUCCGCGUCAUGCACGACUUCACCGACAAGGUCAUCAGCGAGCGGCGAGAAACCGUGCGGCGGGCUAAGGCCGACGGCACCUACCGACCGCUGAGUCUGGGCGAUGCCGAGAUCGGUAGCAAGUCGCAGAUGGCUCUGCUGGACAUCCUGCUGCAGUCGAGCAUCAACAAUCAGCCCCUAUCCGAUGCGGACAUACGCGAGGAGGUCGACACCUUCAUGUUCGAGGGCGACGACACCACCAGCAGUGGUGUGUCCCACGCCCUCUACGCCAUUGCCAGGCAUCCCGAGGUUCAGCAGCGCAUCUACGAGGAGUUGCUGCGCGUCCUGGGCCCGGAUGCCUCCGCUCCAGUGACCCAAGCCCAGAUACAGGACCUGAAGUAUCUGGACUGCGUGAUCAAGGAGACCAUGCGACUAUAUCCGUCAGUGCCUGCCAUUGGUAGGCACGCGCAGAAGGAGCUGAAGAUCGGAGACAAGACCAUUCCCGCCAACACAAGCAUCUACCUAGUUCUCUACUACGCCCAUCGGGAUCCGGCCUACUUCCCAGAUCCCCUCAGCUUCAAGCCGGAGCGAUUCUUGGAGGACCAAGAGCAAGGCCACGAUACCUUUGCCUAUGUACCCUUCAGUGCGGGACCCAAGAACUGCAUUGGCCAGAAGUUUGCCGUUCUGGGAAUGAAGAUCCUGAUCAGCAAGGUCCUCAGGUUCUAUGAACUGCUGCCCCUUGGAGAGGAGCUCAAGCCCAUGUUGAACUUCAUCCUGCGCUCAGCUUCGGGCAUAAAUGUGGGUCUAAGGCCCAGGAAGUUUUAAAACCAUUAAAGUUUGCAAUUGCAUUGGGGUUUCGGUUAAAGGUAACUGGGAUGUUCGUGAUACUUAGUAUGUAAGCAUUAUUAUCUAAUCAUUAAAUACUUGUAACGCUGUUGCUUUAUUGGUAAAUAUAUCAGCUUAUUUAACACUUUUUUC
Drosophila sechellia is the source of this 1828-nucleotide messenger RNA. RefSeq names its product Cytochrome P450 4d20 (gene Cyp4d20). Gene Ontology annotation, molecular function: iron ion binding; oxidoreductase activity, acting on paired donors, with incorporation or reduction of molecular oxygen; monooxygenase activity. The coding region runs from base 149 to 1675 and encodes 508 amino acids. The transcript is spliced from 5 exons. The record is from RefSeq and is a predicted model, not a curated record. NCBI's taxonomy places the organism in Eukaryota, Metazoa, Arthropoda, Insecta, Diptera, Drosophilidae.